CUUGUGUCCCAACAACUUGCCUCUGCCUCCUCAUCCUCCUUUCCAACACCGUUCAAAUCCCAGUAAUGGAUCUCCCAAUAGCACUCAUUCUCACCUCCAAGGUACGUUGGCCUCUCCUCCUCCUCCUCCUCUUCCUCCUCCAAGCUGCUCUCUUUCCUCAGUGUUCAGGAAGCCAAACCGACCUGCUCGCUCUGCUUGCUUUCAAGGCAGCAAUAACCCACGACCCCAUAAGAUCCUUGAAGUCGUGGAAUGGAACUGCAUCCAUCUGUAGGUGGGCUGGCGUUUCCUGCAGUCCUCGGCACCAGGAGAGGGUCGUCGCCUUGGUCCUCGAGUCCAUGAGCCUUGGAGGCUCUAUAUCCCCUUCCAUUGGAAACCUCACCUACCUUGCUCGACUCCACCUCCCCGGCAACAAGCUCCGCGGUGUCAUCCCCUCGGACAUUGGCCGUUUACGUCACCUCAAAGACCUCAACUUGAGCUUCAACUCCCUGGCCGGAGCCAUCCCACCUUCACUAGGCAAUCUUUCAUCUCUCCAGCGACUCGAUCUGUCGAGCAACAAGCUUACUGGAGAGAUGCCACCUUCCAUAGGGAACCUUUCCUCUCUGGCCUACCUUGACCUUUCAAACAAUAGCCUCAUUGGGCCCAUACCACCAAAGAUAACGAAGCUCCUAAACCUCAGUUAUCUUGAUUUAUCCAGCAACGGUCUUGCUGGAGGUAUUCCACCGUUGUUAGGUAGAAUCGAGGCUCUAUCUGUUCUUGCUCUAGCGAGCAACAGUCUCACAGGGAUCAUCCCUCCUUCGGUGGGGGCCCUCAGCUCUCUCACCUACCUCGAUCUCUCUAGGAAUAGCCUCGAUGGAGAACUCCCUCCAUCAUUCACCAAUCUCUCGCAUCUCGUCGUUCUUGAUUUGUCGGCAAACAAUCUCCAAGGCCACCUUCCGGAGGAUCUAGGCCGCCUCACCAGCCUCCAGUUUUUUCAAAUUUCCGUCAACAAAAUAUCCGGCACCAUUCCAUUGUCGAUCUACAAUAUCUCAUCUUUGCAAACUUUGAAUGCUGUAGAUAACCAUCUGUCAGGAACACUUUCACCUGAUAUCGGCAACGCUCUUCCUAACCUUCAGCAGCUUCACCUGGUCGGGAACCAGCUUGAAGGACCAAUCCCUAUCUCGUUAGCAAACGCUUCAGGACUUCACGUAAUCGAUCUUAGUCGCAACAAAUUCAGUGGAGGGAUACCCGCAAAUCUUGGAAGCCUACAAGAUCUCUCUUGGCUUUCUUUAGGUCGGAACAUGCUUAAGGCUAGAGAAGCCAAUGAUUGGGCUUUUAUUUCUUCCCUGACAAACUGUAGUCAACUAGGGUUUUUGGGCCUAACCGACAAUGAUCUUAGUGGCACGUUGCCCAUCUCAAUAGCUAAUCUGUCGACCCAGCUCUACAGUUUAACCAUGGGGCAAAACCGGAUACAUGGAACCGUUCCUCCUGGAAUUGAGAACUUGGUGAACCUGAAUUUGUUGGAACUUCAACAGAAUGUUCUUAGCGGCAGCAUUCCUGAUUCUGUUGGAAGACUUAGAAAACUAGAUGCUCUGGUCUUGUUUAGCAACAACUUUUCAGGGGCUAUCCCAACCUCCAUUGGCAACCUCACCCAGUUAAGUGAGCUUUAUUUAGAUGGGAAUGACUUGCAAGGAGGCAUACCAGGGAGUCUUGGGAACUGUCAGAGUCUGAACACAAUAGAUCUUUCUGGCAAUCAGCUUAGUGGGUCCAUUCCUGGAGAAGUACUCAGCCUUUCCUCCUUAUCUUACUAUCUGGGAUUAUCCAGUAAUUUCUUGUAUGGGCUGCUUCCAGCUUCAGUAGGCAAGCUGAUCAAUCUUCAGACUCUGAAUAUUUCCAACAACAGAUUGUCAGGUGAAAUUCCAACAACAAUUGGAGAUUGUCUGGAGUUGGAAUACCUGUAUUUAGGUGGGAACUUCUUUCAAGGAUUCAUUCCUUCAUCAUUGGGCAACUUAAAGGGCAUCAUAGUGUUGGAUCUUUCACUGAAUAAUUUGUCUGGGCCCUUCCCAGAUUUUCUAGCGGACCUACACUAUUUGCAGCAUCUAAACAUAUCUUUCAAUGAUCUUGAUGGUGAAGUGCCAAAGGAGGGAGUCUUCAAUAAUGCUAGUGCAAUUUCCAUCCUCGGGAAUGACAAAUUAUGUGGGGGUAUCUCGGAUUUGCAUUUACCCGCAUGUCCAAGUCAAACAUCAAAGAAGAAGAAGUCCCUUGUGCUCAAAAUAAUUGUCCCAAUUAUUUGUGGAAUCUUGUCAUUGAUCCUGUUAUCUAGUUUGUUGAUCACCAGUUAUUUGAAAAGAAACUCAAAGAAGUCUUCGUAUUCGACUCCCUCGAUGGAUCUACUUAAAAAAGUUUCUUACACGGAGUUGAGGAAAGCAACUAAUGACUUUUCAUGCAGUAAUCUGAUUGGCAAAGGAACUUUUGGUUCUGUAUAUAGAGGGAUUUUGGGUGAUGAUGAAACUGUUGCAAUUAAGGUACUUAACCUCCAAUUGCAAGGAGCUUUCAAGACCUUCAAGGCAGAGUGUGAGGCCCUGAGAAACAUCCGACAUCGCAACCUUGUGAAAAUCAUAACGACCUGUGCGAGUGUUGAUUCCAGAGGAAAUGAUUUUAGAGCUCUCGUGUUUCAAUUCAUGCCUAAUGGGAGCCUAGAGAAGUGGUUGCACGCUCGAUCAGAUGAGAAAUUUCAUUUGAAGAAACUAAGCCUCAUUGAGAGGCUGAACAUAGCAAUUGAUGUGGCUGCUGCACUGAAUUACCUUCAUAACCACUGUGAGGUACCAAUUAUUCAUUGCGAUUUAAAGCCAAGCAACAUUCUUCUUGAUGAUAGCAUGACUGCUCAUAUGGGAGAUUUUGGGCUAGCAAGGUUCCUUCCUGAAAGCACCGACAAGUCAUCUAGAGAUCCAUCUAGUACUAUGACAUUUGCUGUAAAGGGGUCUAUUGGAUACAUUGCUCCAGAGCAAGGGAUGGGAGGCCAAGUCUCUGUUCAAAGCGAUGUUUACAGUUACGGGAUCCUUAUGCUGGAGAUCUUUACUGGGAAGAGACCUACAGAUGACAUGUUUAAAGAUGGUCUUACUCUUCAAAAAUUCGUUGAGGACGAAUUCUCAAAAGGUUACCAGGUCACGAUGAUUGUGGAUCCAUCCUUGUUUUCACAAGAGAGUGAAGAAAUGCUACAUGUAAAUCAAGGUGGAAGACAAGCAUGUGAAAGGAUCGAAAGGUGCUUGAUUGCUGUACUUGCAAUUGGUCUUUCAUGCGCCAAGGAGUCACCAGGAGAGCGCAUGGAGAUAAAAGAUGCUAUGACUCAUCUGCAGGCAAUCAAGACUCUGCUACCAAUGCCCAACAUCUGAAGUCUUGGGUGGUUGCCUGAUGAAUGCAAUAGCAAGCUGUGAUGUUUUGAGUUUGAUAUUGUGUAAUUUUACAUAUUUGUGUGAUGCUCUUUGGGAAAAAAACAAGCUACUUAUAGACCUUUUAUUUUCUCUGGAAUUUCGUUUUUAAAUGCCUUUUAGAAGAA
Elaeis guineensis (African oil palm) is the source of this 3532-nucleotide messenger RNA. Its product is annotated as receptor kinase-like protein Xa21. Gene Ontology annotation, biological process: protein phosphorylation. Lineage: Eukaryota; Viridiplantae; Streptophyta; Magnoliopsida; Arecales; Arecaceae. Gene Ontology annotation, molecular function: ATP binding; protein kinase activity; protein binding. The record is from RefSeq and is a predicted model, not a curated record.